AUGGAGCUUGUGCCGAGAAAUUUGGAGGAUGGCCUUGAGGAGCUGCAGACAUUUAAGUCCAAGGAAUGUCUGGACAGGUUCUUGGAUGCGCAGAGGGAUCUUUUCCGCUGCCAGGUCGACCAGCUGCAAAAGAUCGUCAUCUACCAAUGCAAGGUCACCGGCGUGAACCCCCUCUCCCAGGAAAUGGUAGGCGUUUUUCUGCGGCUAAAAGUUUAAUUAUAAAUGCUCAUCUUCUGGUGCGCGUUUUAACGUAUUUGUCCGUCUGGUAUGUUUUCUGGGACGAGAGGGGUUGUGUUUGUGUCUCGCUCGUGCUUCUGGGGUCGAGUUCUUUGAUUCUUGAGCUUUCGUUAUGAGCGCAGGAAGGACUAGGACAGGAAAAGCCGAGUUAUACUCCCAUUUAAUUGCUUCUUUUCUUGCCUCAGAACUCGUCGAAGUGGAAAUAUCUGUGCGCUCUAGCUUGUCAGAUGGUCUUUGAUAUUCAUUUUGAUGAAGCUAGAUUUGUCAAUAUUACGGGAGUCAGUAUGUGGAUAGUCAUUUUUAUUUGUCAUCCCUCUCGUGGCCUGGCAGUGAGAAUUUGUUCGUUUGUUGUCUUGCUAUUUUAAACAAAACACCGUGCAUGUGUAUUCCUUUAGUUUAUUAUAAAAUGUAACUGUAGUUGGCAUCAAAUUGAGAACAGAAUGCUAUGAGGGGUUAUGAAUCCACUAAAGCUUAGGUUGUCUCUAGUUCGGAAAUAUCAGCAGGUCAGCAGAGAGUGGGUGCUCUCCACUGAAGUGGUUAUUUUCGUCAAAUUGAAGAGGAAUUUUUAUGUAUGCUCGAUGAAGCUUAAAUGUAUUUUUACUUAUGUGGACAAUACAGACUGACAUCACGUGCUGAAUUUCAUGUUUGCAUCUUGAAUCAGAAUAAGAGAACAGAAUGAAUUCCGAAAGUAUCUUCAGAUUAAGAACCACUUUUUUGUGAUAUGAGGCCAUCUUAAAUAUUGUUGCGUUCUCAUUUAGCUAGGUCUAAUAAUGCAUCAUAAGAAACAAGAACUACACUUAAGAUUGACAAUUAUUCUUGUGUUUUGAAUGCUCGAAGCUUGAGACGACGUGGAUGCAUUUAGUAGAAUUGCAAUGACAAUUGUUGUGUGCGGAAGAGCCACAUACCACAGCUUUCAUUGUUUAUAAUCUGAAUGGACCAAGUGUGUGCCCAGUAGGGUAGAGACUUUCAUGAUUCUUCAUGUCACAAAGUAAACGCAGCCUGUUUUAUUUUUAUUUUUUCUUCUGACUCUCGCCCCCAGUCGAUUUAAUACUCUCUAAAGUGAAAUACUCUCUAACCUAUCCUGAUCUGAAAGCAAAUUACCGUGGUAGCCUUCGUAGGCACUCAAAUAGUGAGCUUCUGUUGAAAAUGAUCAUGUGUUGAAAUGGAUAUUAAGUGCUGGUCACCAGCUUAACUUUGUGGUGUCUGAACAUGUUUCCUUCCUUCUGUACCAAUCACCAGUUGACAAGUCUCGUAGGCUUGUUCAGAGUUUGGAUACUUUUUCUAUAAAACCUCCAACUAUUUGCUUCAUCUACCUUAGAAGACCGCUAGGCCACUGCAUUUUCUGGGCUCACAGUUGUUACUGAUGAUUUUACUUAGUAUAUUGCGGGCGACAGCGUCUGGUCUACAAUGUGAUUCGGAUGAUUCUUGCAUCAUCUGUACAAUCUAUUGUCUCUUCUCUGAUGCUCCGGCAGACUUUGAUCCCUAAACUAGUGAAAGAACAAUACGUGGUGUUCCAUUUAGGCGAUAGGAAAUCGUUGAUACUUUAUCUUCACUGCUAUUAUCACAUUUUUUGCAAGCUAUUUGCAAUUGUAGUUCUGCAGCUCAGAACGUAAAUUUUGCCCUCUUUAAUUGCCGGUGGCCAGUGUUGGUUCUGGCGUAAUUUUACCUUGCCUUCAUCUCCGAUAUUGAUAUUUUUCGCAUUUAGUAUGCAUAUCCGAAAGUGAUCUUUUAGUUUUACUUAAGAAAUAUCAUGCCGAUUACUGUUUUCAACAAAAAGAAUGGAAAUACUGGAUUAACUCGGAAUAGUAACUUUGACAUUUUGUUACACUUGCUUACUGUUCAGUCUGAGGUUCAAAGAUCAAACAUAUUUAUGUCUGGAUCUUCAAAGAGAAGCAUAAUCUGCCACGUUUUCUUGUUACACAUACAGAACUAAAUUACAUGGCUUUCUUCCCUUUCUGUACACGAGGCUCAAAAUAGCACGUGGUAAAUACAGAGCAGAUGAUGCUUGUACUAAAGAAUGCCGUGUACUCACUAUUCAGACCGGCAGACAUCUUUAUGUGUGGGUGGUUGGUGCUCCAAACUGUAGGUGCGGCCAUGUUCACUAUCAAUUAAAAAAUUAUUUCAAAAGUUUCGUUGCUAUGCUGCUUCUGUGUGCAGUCUGUUUUUAUUCGUGUUGACUAUAUUUAUUUGGUAGCACUAAGAGUAAAUAGUUUUUUGGAGCUUGUUGACGGUAUGUUCCCUACUCUCACAGACAGAACCUCCAGUGCCCGGAAGUCAUGUGUAUCAGCUACCAUUGCUUCUAUGUGCAUGUUGUUUGAUAUUGGUGGAUGACAUCUCUCCAGUGCAGUUAGUGUCAAAGGACGAUGAGGAUGAAAAUACAUUUUCCAAAUUUCCAUGCUUCACUGAUAUAUACUAUUUUGCCAUCAUAUUCUCAUCUCAAUGUUUUUAACAUUUUAUUGAUGGCGAUUUUUUUUUAUUUCAGGCUGCUGGAGCGCUGUCUAUAAAUAUUGGUAAGUCGUACUUCUUUGGUUUUGCUUAAUUUACUUAGAUGAAUUGUGACGUAUCUAGAAAUUUUCCCUCCAAUUGGGUAGAAUUAAAGUUCAUAUUUGUAUUUUAGAUUAAUGUUAUGUAGUAUCUCAGGAAAAAAAAAGUUCCUCUUGAAGUUAUGUAUAGCAUUGCGAUGAAAUUCUUUCACUGUAUUCUCAUUAGUGUAUCAUAAACACCGCCAUUUUAUAGCCUCAAAUCAUAAUUUAGAUUGGGAGGGAGGGAGGGAGUGCCUUGUAAUGGCGUUCUUUGUCAGAUAAUGUAUUCAUGGUCUUUUUUUGAUUUCUGUAAGUUCCUUUUCUUUUUGGAUUGUAUAUCUUCAUUUCUCUUGCAGCUCAUAUACGUCCCCUCAUUUUUUUCCCCGUCUUCAGGAAAAAAGCCUAGGGAUUUGCUGAAUCCAAAAGCAAUCAAAUAUAUGCAAUCAAUUUUUUCAAUCAAGGAUUCAGUCAGUAAAAAAGAAACUCGUGAAAUCAGUGCUUUAUGUGGGGUCACGAUCACGCAGGUUAUAGUUUCUCCUCUUAUUGACGUGCUUUUUUUCUGAUUUUGAUGCUUUUCAAAUUGUUGGGAAAUCAAGCUGCUAGGAAAAAGUAAUUUGGCUAUUGUUGAGUCCUGUGAGAAAACUUAGAGAUUAAUUUUACACCUUGAUUAUGCGAAUGCUUACUCAUAAGCAAUUCAUAAUUCAAUUAUAAUUUAUAUUGCUAAUGAACAGGUUAGAGAGUUUUUUGCCAGCCAGCGGUCACGAGUUAGAAAGCUUGUCCGUUUGUCACGUGAGAAGGUUACAAAGUCUAGCGCAAGUGAUGAAAUAAGCAUCGGCUGUCCCUUGAAUUCUGGUCUUGCUGCUCCUGUCACCGAACAGGCAUGUGAGCCAUCUGUGGUUCCUAUAAGCGUCGAGGGAUGCGCACAGGUCCCUAUGAAUGGCAUACAGCAGCUUGAUGCGACUCAACUAUUGAAUCACGUUUCUGUGGAAGCUGGUGAUACUCGCACUACAAAAGAGGGUUUGUCGUGUGCCCCACAAGAAGAAACCAUACCUGGCCUUGAUGCCGAUGAUAAAAACUUUUUGGAGCACAUUUUCAGUUUAAUGAAAAAAGAAGAAACUUUUUCUGGGCAGGUGAAGCUUAUAGAAUGGAUUAUGCAAAUACAUACUUCUGCAGUUUUACAUCGGUACUUACCUGCCUCAUUUCUCGGCUUGAUCAGCAUUCAGACAACUUUUUGGUUGAUCACAUGCAUUUGGUAUGCUUUCAGGUUUUUGACCAAAGGGGGUGUAUUGAUUUUAGCCACAUGGUUGAGUCAGGCAGCUCUUGAAGAGCAAACAACUGUAAUUUUGGCCAUUUUUAGGGUAUAUACUUCAUCAAUUUGUCAUAAUGUUAUGUUUUUUUUCCGGCAUCAAGCUGAAAUUGAGUAUUUUCAGGUUCUUUGCCAUCUACCCUUACAUAAAGCUUUGCCAACACAGAUGUCAGCCAUUCUACAAACCGUUAACAAGUUACGAUUUUACCGGACAUCAGGUUUACCUUUUGCAUCCUUCCAUUAUGGACCCCUUCUUGCUUAAAUCAGUUCAUUAUUUUUUUUCCUUUAUUUUCUCAAUCUCCCAUGACUCUUUGACGUGAUGAAUGUCUGUGUAUCAAUUUCAUCUGUUUUUUUUGGUUCUGGGUUGUUAAAGGAAUUUUUUGUCUGGAGACAAACCUUAUUCAUCAAAAGUUGACAGUUACGGUUGAUCAAUGCCAAUUGUACCUUUCUAUGCACUUAUUGAUCUCUUUGAUCGAUUAUAAGAAAUGAUGAGUCACUCUGUUUCAUUGUAUGUCUACCUGUAAGAAGAAGGGAGAAUCUGAUUCCUUCAGGUUGAUUGAUUACUUCCUUGAGUUCUGUUUCCACAUUUUUCUUCUGAUAAGUUGUAUUUUUUUCUCAUUGUGCUCUGAUGGGAAUUGCAUAUUCUGAAGUUCAGACAUAUCAAAUAAAGCAAGAGUUUUGCUGUCGAGAUGGAGUAAACUUUUCAUCAGAAGUCAGGCUAUGAAGAGGCCACUUUCUGUGAAAUAUUCCUCUGACUCCCAGAAAGAAAUGAUUCGGAAGCAAAGGUAUGCUGGAGAUUGUUGUCUGCAGCAUUUUUUGUUCCAUCCAUAGUUUUUUUCACUUCAUGAAGGCUUAACCUUUCCUUGGCUAUAGGAUUAGUGAAAUUCUCAGUGACGGGUCAUGGCUCUCUAAAGUUGAUCUCCCUGUAAGUUUGUUGAGAAAUCUGAAAAUGAACAAGCAAUUCUUCACUCUACUGAUCUCAUACUUACGAUGUUUAUAUUUUAGGAAGAUAUUCUUGCUCUAAGUUAUGAAGGUUCAGCUAAGAACAGGUAUUGAUAUUUAUCUUUUGUAAAUAAUUUUAUUGUAUUUGAUUUCACUCAAGUACGAUGUGUAAACAUUUAAAAUUCAUCAAUUGCUCCAUCUUGUUCAGGAAAUUGGAUUCGAAACAAGCACUUAAGCUGCUUCCUGCAACCUCCAACGAGUCAAGUAAAAAACAGGCACGAAGUGUUUCAUGUCCCAGUAUCCUUUGUAGCUUUCAAGCUGCCACUUACUUUCUUGUCACGUCUGGAUUUUUUCCUUCGCUUCUUUUUUCCUCCUUGGUGGUUGUGGUUGUGUGGUGGGCACUGUUGGGAAUUGACCAAAAAUGGUCUUCUCCGUUGCAUGAGACUUAUUAAAUAUGUGGGGACCAAUCGCUGAAGUUUGAGGCUGGUUUUGAUCUUAAGGCGUAUGUACGUGAGGUCCAUGGUUGUUAAUCGAAUGAAUAGUCACUUCAACUGUGUAUUCACAAUUGCAAGUUUCUCUCCCAAGUUUAAUGCAUACUACCAAGUAAAAUUUAGAUCGCUUCCUUCUUCCUAGUUCACUAUGACACACUUAGUUAAUUUAUAGUGCUCAGUCAUAGUAUAAAUUUACCUUCUCUUGCCUGCAAAUACAUGUUACAACUCAGUCUUUCAAAAGUUUCAUCAUCCCUGUUGGUAACAGAAAUCAUAUAAAGGGAACACAAGAAGCUUUCAACGUGGAGGUGUCAUCAUAAUAACUAUUGGAUUAUUUCUCAUUGUUAAGUUUGAAGGUCGUCUGUUUGAAACCGAAUUCUUCCUGUUUUGCUCAGAAAAACAUUUCCUAGUGAUUUUUUUCUGCAGUCAUCUCUUGGAUCCGGAAUUGCGAUUCAAAGCUCUUGUUUUUUAAGGAAACAUGCAUUUGGAUUAGAUUUUAAGAAUUAAUAUUUGAUCCAUUUUUUGCAAAAUCCAUACAGUUGGCGUAUUCGAUGACAUGAUACUAUUGUGGGUUGUUUCUGUUAUUUUAGUUAUUCAAUACAUUUGAAAAGUGGUGUUUUAUUUGUAGUGAUGUGAUAUGUUAGCAUAAUACUGCUGUGCAUACUGUUAUCUCCUUAAUGAACAGUAGAAAUGAAAGAACGCAGGAAAGUAUUGCUGGUGGAGCAACCUGACCAUAGAAAUCCAGGUCGGAGUGUCCCAGUCGCCAGAGCAGUGCCCACGAAGAGUAGCCGCCCAAUGUCCUCUGAUGAUAUCCAGAAAGCAAAGAUGCAUGCAAUCUUCAUGCAGAGAAAGUAUGGGAAUACAGAUACGUCUUCUGAUGGACAGAAUACCAUUAAUCAGAAAGUAUCUAAUGCGUCUUCUGCAGACAAGAUCCCUAAAUUAUCCGAAUCAGAAAAAGAUGAGGACAAGACAGAAUUUCCCCACUCUAAGUUGGAAGAGUUGGUCGAUUCAAAGCCAUUGACUUCUGCUGGCUUAACAAGCUUCGUCGAUUCGAAGCCACCACGUUCUAUUAGCUUACCUAGUAUAGCGGAUUCAAACCUAUCGAAGUCUUUUGGCUUAGCAAACUUAGUUGAUGCAAAGCCUUCAAAUUCUGUUAGCUCACCCAGCUUAGUGGAUUCAAAGCCCUUGAAUUUCAUUAUCUUACCCAGCUUAGUGGAUUCCAAGCCGUUGACUUCUAUUAGCUUGCCAACCGUAGCUGACUCAAAGCCAUCAACUUCUGGUGGCUUGCCGAGCUUAGUCAGUUCUGAGCCAAGCACAGUUACUGGAGAACCUUCAUUGGAGAAGCUGAGAAGAGAGUGCAUUACAUGGCAGACGCCACCAGGUACAUUUCUUUUGGAUUCUUUUGUGUUCCCUUCAUUUUUUCUCUGCCAAAUAUUUUGAAAUGAGGAUAGGAAGUUGAGAAAUAAACUCAGAUGGGACAUGCUGUGUAAUGCUCACAUAGUACGACCCUUAAUGGGCUUAAUGGUCAGCUGUAUCUUUACUUAUCUUGGCAAUUUUGACAGAACGCAAACGCUUGCCACGAAUAAAUUGGAUUAUCUCGACUAUCUGCUUAGGCCUUCUCCCUCAUCAGAUGGCGGUGUUUCAAAAGUUUCUAUUAUUCCUUUUUGUUUUGAACACGUCUUCUGUUUUAAUCACGUGUCAGGCAACGGGAUCUAUAUUGGCGCUUCGUGUAGCCAAUUCAAUUCAAUAUGCCAUGCACGACAGGCUUAAGAGUGAUGUUCGCCUUUCAAUUCAACAAUGAUCGUGUUUAUUACUGUGAUUUUGCUCAUUGCCCCACUAUGAUUCUGGCCUAGCCGGGGCAGCGCUCUUCAGAGAAAUGUGGAUUGAGAUUAUCUAGUUGGCAUCAACAGAAAUGUUUGAGUUUUCUUCUUAAUGGGUGGCAGUUUGAAAAAUGGUCUAGCCGAUGCAUGCAGUUGCAGUUAUGUGCUUCUGAUCAUUUCUUGCUUAACUAAAAGGGCUAGUUCUUGAUCAAGGUGGGAUUAGGCUGUGUUCUUUAGACAUGAUCAAACCCGGAUAUGGCGAGAGCAGCAAUCGUUGAUAUGGAAGUGAAAGAUUUGAUUGGGAGGGAGGUCCUCGAGGCUUCAAUCGUUUCUCCUUUUUUUUACUAAAAAAAUAUAGAAUAAGAAUCAUCAGGCAUUCUGAGAAAAGUCGUCUCCUGGUUUCUCGCAGACCGGCAUCGUCGGGCUUUCCAGCGUUUUUACGUUUCUCCUGUGCAGUGAUUAGGAUCAGCGAGCUGUGGAGCAUCGGCAAUGGCGAGAGCAGCAAGGAGAUGGACGUGCAGACGGCGAGAAUCCGGCGGGAGCAGGAGGCGCGAUAUCCCAGUGCCGACGCCAUCCCGGCCAAUGCCAAGGACCCGUGGGACGUGGAGAUGGAUUUCGACGACAGCUUAACCCCUGAGAUCCCCACGGAGCCGCCGCCCGAAGCCGACGCCGGCGUGGACGCGGCGGACGCCGCCGCUGAGCCGGCUGCCCCCGCUGCUUCAGCUCCUCCUGCUGAAGCCGCUACCGCUGCCCCUGUCGCUGGGCCCGAUCUCGAGCUGCUGGCCGUGCUCCUGAAGAACCCCGAGUUGGUCUUCGCCCUGACGGCCGGGCAGGGGAGUAACUUGUCCAAUGCCGAGACGGUCGCCCUGCUGGACGUUCUAAAGCAGAGCAACGGCGGGUUGGCGGGAAUUUUGAGUGCGGCGGCGGGAGCUCCGCCGACGCACGCGGCUGAGCCGGCGACGUCUCUUCCGUCCCCCACGCCGCCGUCGGAGAGAGCGAGGGUAAGUCGAGCGCUGUACUAGUGGUAGUUCUCUUGGUGGGUUUUCUUCACGGCGGUUCUGGUUUUACACCUGUCGCCUCCUUUUUUUUGCUGCAGAUGGGGUGGCAGCCGGAGCCUGCGCCGCUGGUGACGAAGAACCCGCCGUUCCCGCAUCUCCUUCCUGGCGUCGGCGCGGCGGCGGCCGCCGCCACCACCGCUGCUGCUCCGAUCCCCUCCCCUCCGGCAAUCUCUAUGGUUCCUACGAGCGUCCUGUCUGCCGACCCUCUCCACCCUCAUCAGCAUCAUCAUCUUCCGGCCCACCUCCACCCCACCGACUCUCUACCGCCGCAGCACAGCGCCGCCCCACAAGCCGCCCCGUUCAUGCUGCAGCGUGCCGCUAAACCCGAGCCCGUCGUGCCGCCGCCGCCAACGACGACGACGACGAGGCAUUAUCACCCGGCGAACGGCGGCGACAGCAGCCCCCUCUUCCCUUCCUUGCUGCAACAACACAACCACCACCAGGAAGCCCUGAGCUUGGAGCAGCAGAUGCAGAGCCGGAAGGCCCCGCCUCUGCUUCCGACCCCGCCGCGGGCUCAGUCUCCUCUCCUCCCCGAGCCCCCGGCCCUGCGCAGCCGGUGGCCCACCGGUGCCACCAGCGGGGCCAGGGAAGCUCCGCCGCCGCCGGGCGCCUGGCACGCCCGUCAGAGCGGGCUGCUCGAGACUCCGCCCCAAGACCACCAUCACCAUCACCAGUAUCAACAGCAGCAGCAGCUCGUGAGUGUCUUCGCUGCAGGGCCAGCGCAGGCGCGGGCGAUGCUGCAGGGCCGGAUGGGGGACCCCAACGUCCUUGUAGACAGGUCGGAGCUGGAGGCGUGGAGCCCGGAGAGGAGUUCCGGCGGGGGAUUCCGGCCGGCCGGCGGCUUCCCGGACGCCAGAAGGGCGGCGGAGUACGCGUGGGGCGGCGACGUGUUGCCGGUGCGCCGGCCGAGGCUGCACCAGCUCCCGGGGCCGCGGGAUCAUCGGCACAGGUCUGGGAGGAGGUGGCGCGACAGGGAACGCAGGCCUUGA
Molecule: messenger RNA, 9362 nt
Organism: Spirodela intermedia
Lineage: Eukaryota; Viridiplantae; Streptophyta; Magnoliopsida; Alismatales; Araceae
Source: the annotation of a GenBank genome assembly